AGCGAUUUGUACUAAUACGGUGAAUCGCUUCUAAAUGUGCGUCUGCCCCUCCUGUAUGCUGUAAGGGAAAAGGAGGGCACCGAGCGCCAUCUAUAUCCGGAGCAAGUGACCAUUAAUAAGGUAAACAAUGUUUCAGAUUAAGAAGAUUUGCUGCAUUGGUGCCGGUUAUGUUGGGGGUCCAACAUGCAGUGUCAUUGCCCAAAUGUGUCCUGAUAUCAAAGUGACAGUGGUUGAUGUGAAUGAAGCAAGGAUUAAUGCAUGGAAUUCAGACACACUCCCAAUUUAUGAGCCUGGGUUGAAAGAAGUAGUGGAGUCCUGUCGAGGAAAAAAUUUGUUUUACUCCACGGAUAUAGAUGGAGCAAUACAAGAAGCUGACCUUGUGUUUAUCUCUGUCAACACUCCAACAAAAACAUAUGGCAUGGGAAAAGGCCGGGCAGCGGAUCUUAAAUAUAUUGAAGCUUGUGCCAGAAGGAUUGUCCAAAACUCAAACGGUUACAAAAUCGUAACAGAAAAGAGCACUGUGCCAGUACGAGCCGCGGAGAGCAUUCGGCGAAUAUUUGAUGCCAACACAAAGCCUGAACUAAAUUUACAGGUGCUGUCUAACCCAGAAUUCCUUGCAGAGGGAACUGCUAUCCGGGAUCUCAAAAACCCGGACAGGGUGCUAAUUGGUGGAGAUGAGACACCUGAGGGUCAAAAAGCCGUGCGUGCACUAUGUGAAGUUUAUGAACACUGGGUACCCUCAGAAAAAAUUAUUACAACCAAUACUUGGUCAUCAGAAUUAUCAAAAUUGGCAGCCAAUGCUUUCCUUGCCCAGAGAAUCAGCAGUAUUAACUCAAUCAGUGCCCUUUGUGAGGCUACGGGAGCAGAUGUGGAGGAAGUUGCUAGAGCUAUUGGAAUGGAUCAGAGAAUAGGAAACAAGUUCCUUAAAGCUAGUGUUGGAUUUGGUGGUAGCUGUUUCCAGAAGGAUGUCUUGAACCUGGUGUAUUUGUGCGAAGUUUUGAACCUGCAUGAAGUGGCGAGAUACUGGCAACAGGUUAUUGAUAUGAAUGACUAUCAGAGAAGAAGGUUUACUACCAGGAUUAUUGAUUGCCUGUUUAACACUGUAGCAGACAAGAAGAUCGCUCUCCUUGGGUUUGCAUUUAAGAAGGACACCGGUGAUACUAGAGAGUCUUCCAGUAUCUAUAUUAGCAAAUACCUCAUGGAUGAAGGUGCAAAGCUGCAUAUUUACGAUCCUAAAGUUCCAAGGGAGCAAAUAAUAAUGGACCUGUCCCAGCCUGGAGUUGCACCAGAUGACAGAGUUUCCCAGCUGGUCCACAUUUCUACGGAUUUAUAUGAAGCGUGUGAGAAUGCUCAUGCUAUUGUAAUCUGCACCGAGUGGGAUAUGUUUAAGGAGUUGGACUUUAAUCGAAUACACAGGAUGAUGUUGAAGCCAGCCUUUAUUUUUGAUGGAAGACGUGUUCUCGAUGAACUUCAUGGAGAGCUGCAAAAUAUUGGCUUCCAGGUGGAAACCAUUGGCAAAAAGGUUGCAUCCAAGAGAAUCCCAUUCACACCAACAGCAGAUAUUCCCAAAUUCAGUCUGCAGGAUCUGCCUCAUAAGAAACAGAGAGUAUAACUACCACUGGAGAGCCAGGGACACCUGCAGUGGGAGAACUCCUGGAAUGGCUGCCCACCAUAACCACAAAUGGUUAGAGCCCUUUCACUCUGGGAAGGGAACCCAACACAAAGCACAUGAUUGGUUAAGUAUGACAACUCUGGGCUUUCAGCUACUGCUGCCUAUUGCCAGAGAACAUCUGCAACAUGAUUAAAUGGCUUCAAAUUCACAAGCUAAUUUAUUUGUAAAUAAAUCUUUUUCAAGCUACGUUUAAACAUUUCUUGGGUAGUGUUUAACAUUUUUAUAAAGACCAAAUAAGCUUUGAAUGUAACUGUUUAAUUCCUUCAAAAAGAAAAAAAAUCAUUACAGCAAAUUGAAAUAAGGCAGUAAAAUCACAGAGCAAUGGUAGCUGCACGGUCACGCUCUGGAUCCAGAACAAACUAUAUUCAUUGUUUAUUCCAUGUACUUUUAUAUGAGAUUGUUUCUAGCUAUAUUCUGAGUAAAGUCUAUUUUUUCUACUCCUUUUUUUAUAUUUUUACAAUCUUAAAAUAUCUUUUAUAAGUCUAGUUGGUGUUCCCCAUACUGACAGGCUUCUGCAUGUUAUAUAGUAAGUGCUGUCUGCAGAAGUGGCUGUGCACACCAGCCUGGGCAGGGAUAUGCUGAAGAAGGUGGCACUGACAUCCAGGUAUUGGGAUUAUAAAAAAUAUGGGGAAUUUCCCCAAUGGUGGUGUCCCUUUCAUCUUCUAUUGCAAGCAGCAGCAGCAGCAGCAGCGUACAUAGCACUAGUGGUACCAGGUACAUUACUGACACAUUCAUGUGGGUAUUAUCCUCUGAGGGAAGAUCACCCCUGUAGCACUACAUUUUCCUGCAUCUAGUGGGCAGUUUCUGUUUUAACAUGUCCCCAGGUAUUACUUGCAGCUGAAACUGAGAGAUUAUUCGGGAGCAGUCCAUACAGUGAGUGUCAUGAAGCCGAUAGAAUGCAGUAUUAUUGCCCCACGUAUAAAGUAGCUUAGGCUGCUGUGUAUCAUGUAACACCAUACAGCGGUCACUAACUGGCCCAAGCACACCCUUCAUAUUCAUCCUUUCGCUAGUGCAGAAACAUAAGGUACGGCUGGCACUACUGCUCAUUUUAAAAGUGUUGAGAUGAUAAGGUGGAAUUCCUACUUGGUUACUGAAUGCAGGGAAAUCCCCUUAAAUCUUGUGCUGCUGGCACUUUGCUUAUGUUGCUUAACAUUCUGUAACUUUGGUACCUAAUGCCAGCACUGGUUAUAGGGGCACAGGUUCCACGUAUUCAGAAUCUGCGGUGACUGCUUGGCUCAGAGGCCCUUCUAUUGAGAACAAACUUGUUUACAGUUUUCAUGUUUAAAAUUGAUUAGAAGCAACUCAAUUCUGCCUUGAAAUGUAAUAUGUAAAAUAAAGAAUUUCAGAUCUGUCA
This is a messenger RNA of Xenopus tropicalis (tropical clawed frog), 3026 nucleotides long. RefSeq names its product UDP-glucose 6-dehydrogenase (gene ugdh). Lineage: Eukaryota; Metazoa; Chordata; Amphibia; Anura; Pipidae. Gene Ontology annotation, molecular function: UDP-glucose 6-dehydrogenase activity; oxidoreductase activity, acting on the CH-OH group of donors, NAD or NADP as acceptor; NAD binding. Gene Ontology annotation, biological process: UDP-glucuronate biosynthetic process. The record is from RefSeq and is a predicted model, not a curated record. The transcript has 12 exons. The coding region runs from base 128 to 1612 and encodes 494 amino acids.